AUGAGUGUCCCUCUACCACCUGGUGCAACUGGCUUGGAAAAUAUAGAUCCAGAUCAAAUCAAAACUUUCAAAGAUUUUUUAAUCUCCUACAACAAACUAACAGAACUCUGUUUUACUGAUUGUAUAUCGGAUUUCACUUCAAGGAGUAUCAAAGGAAAGGAAGAAAAAUGUGCUCUUAAUUGUCUUGAAAAGUUCCUGAAAGUUAACCAAAGGAUAUCCCAACGAUUCCAAGAAUUCCAAGUACUAGCUAAUGAAAGUGCAAUAGCUGCUGCACAGAAGAUGGGAGGUAGCUGA
This is a messenger RNA of Phaedon cochleariae (mustard beetle), 294 nucleotides long. Lineage: Eukaryota; Metazoa; Arthropoda; Insecta; Coleoptera; Chrysomelidae. The record is from the annotation of a GenBank genome assembly.